Messenger RNA from Panicum hallii, 1594 nucleotides. RefSeq lists its product as uncharacterized. The record is from RefSeq and is a predicted model, not a curated record. Lineage: Eukaryota; Viridiplantae; Streptophyta; Magnoliopsida; Poales; Poaceae. The coding region runs from base 83 to 1330 and encodes 415 amino acids. The transcript is spliced from 12 exons.
CCGUUUCGAAAACCAAAAAUUCUCUCUCUAGGCGGGAGAGAGAGAGAGAGAGAGAGGGCGAGCGGUUGCAGCCGCGGCGGCCAUGGCGGAGGCGGCGGGAGCCCUAGCCCCGGCGCAGGGCCCCGAGGAGGCGCCCCUCGAGGCGGCCGCCAUCAGGAGCCGGGUGGAGCAGCUCUCUCUGAAGCGGCGGCGGCGAGGAGGGGAGGAGGAGGAGGAGGCUGCCGUAGCCGACGCGGAGGUGGCGCUGGAAUCCGCGUACCAGUUGGCUCGGGAAGGGAUGGAUGUGUUGGACUCGAGCACAGCUGCAAUUUCAAUUGAGGAUUCGGAUGCAUACCUAGAACGGUUGAGAAAGGAGGUUGCCUUGGCAGAGGAAGGGAACAGGAAGGUAUCUGAUGAGAUUGGUGUCACUGCAGAGACGACAGCCAAUGAUAUGAUUCAGCUGGAUGUUGAUAUUGGAGUUCUAGAGUCUUUGUUAUCGAAGCUUGAAUCAGAGGGUUUCAACCAUUUUGAUGCAAGCCCUGUUCUAGGGCAGUCAGACUCAACUGAUUCUUGUAGAAACCAAAGCAUUGCUGACAAGGACUGCAUAUAUGAGGUUUUGGAACUUGAUCACCAAAUUGGAAGAAGUAAGAUGAACCUUAAAAUGUUACAAAAUCUACAAAGUGUUGAUGAAAUGUGGCAACUUAAAUCUAUGUUAUUGCCAUUUGGAGCCAAGGUCUUAGACUUUAAAGACAACUGUCUCAGGAUGUUCCUGAAGGCACCUACAUGGACCUCGGACUGUGUAAUUUAUGGACAACAAUUGAAUUGUGCUAUUGAUUCGUUUAUCUCAGACCAUGAGCUGUUGAUAGAAGUUGAUGAAGGAAAUAUGGAACCAAAGAACUUAAAGAUUUUUCCUGAUGAUGUGUGUGUAGAUAUACUGAUUGAAAGGCUCGAGUCCUCCAGAGAGGUCAUUUCUUCUCCAGCCUUGGGAUGGCUUAUUCAGCAAUGCCAACGCCGCUUCAUAAUCAACGCUCUAAGACGAUCAUUAGUCAAUGAUGCUAAUAAUUCCAGGCAUUCUUUUGAGUAUUUCGACAAAGAGGAUGCGAUCAUAGCUCACUUGGAUCGUGGAAUUGAUGCCUCCAUCAAGAUAUCUUCUGAUUGGCCACUUUGUUCCUAUGGUCUGAAGUUAAUUUCAAUCUGCAAUUCAGGGACCCAUCCAACAAAUAUAGCUUCAAGUCUGCUUACCAAGACCAAGGAACUGGCCAAUGGAUUGGAUCAGCACAUUCGUCAGCAUCUUGUAAGGUUUGUGGAUGCUGUUGAAGAGAUUCUCAUUCGAGAGCUGCGGUCUGGUUAGGACCACUCCCUGGACUCAUGUUACAAUUUGCAUCCAUCUAGCUUUGAGGAUGGAGCAUCUUGAACCUCGACUGACCUUUGUGGUUCACAGUUUCACAUUUUGUACAGACUAAUUCCAUUCGAUAACAUCUAGAGCUGAUUGUUGGGUGUCAGACACAUUAGGGGGGAAAUGUUUUGAUCAGUGCUAAUAUGCGUUCUUUUUAGCUUCAUUUACUAACUUGAAUAUCCAAAUAACUGGUUCUGAAAAGAACAGAAGAAUCUUCAU